CAUAUGCACAUGCUACACCUAUUUCAUACCAUUCUUCAGUCACCACCAAAAGGGUAAUUCAAGAAACCUACUAAGUAACAAUGAAUGCUUCAAGGCCAGACCGGCGAAGAUUCAUGUUCACCUCUUUCUUCUUCAUCUUUUUCCUCUGCGUCUUAGCUUCCAUCAAUGAAGUUCGGUUCGACAACUUACUGAAGUUGGGCAGAUGUGCUUUCUCCAACACAUCUUCCACAAGUUUUCUUGCUACAAACCCUGCUGCCUCAAGCGACAUCGGCAUCCGCAUACUCAUCGGCAUCCUGACGCUGCCGGAUCAGUACAGCCGCCGCCAUUUCUUGCGCCUUAUAUACGGUACGCAAUCUUCUGUGGGCGCACAGGUUGAUGUGAAGUUUGUAUUCUGCAACCUGACAAAAGAAGAUCAGAAGGUACUUGUUGCACUUGAGAUAAUGCGUUACGAUGACAUUAUCAUACUCAACUGCAAGGAGAAUAUGAACAAGGGUAAGACCUACACUUACUUUUCGAGCUUGCCAGAAAUGUUCAACGACACCAGUAACCCUAAUUCCCCUCCAUAUCAUUAUGUAAUGAAAGCUGAUGAUGAUACCUAUUUUAGAUUAGAUAAUUUAGUGGAGUCACUGAAGCCAUUGCCUAGAGAAGAUUUAUAUUAUGGCUAUGUGAUUCCAUGUCCUAGCAUGGACCCUUUUGUGCAUUACAUGUCUGGAAUGGGGUAUAUGGUUUCUUGGGAUAUUGUGGAGUGGAUCAGAGAAUCUGAAAUACCCAAGAAUCAUUUGGAAGGCCCAGAGGAUAAAACUUUUGGGGAAUGGAUUAGAGAAGGGCAUAGAGCAAAGAACAGAUAUAAUGCUAAAUGGUCCAUGUACAACUUUCCUGAGCCACCUACAACUUGCACACAUGAGCUCUGGCCAGACACUAUUGCUGUUCAUCUGUUGAAGAAUCAAGAGAAGUGGAUUCAGACAUUGAAGUAUUUUAAUGUUACUGAUAACCUUAAACCUUCUAAAUUGUAUCAUAUACAUUAGGUAUUAACUACAAUACUUUGAUUUUUAUUCUGUUUUGUCUUUUUAAAUUAGAGACUAAUAAUUCUUUUUCCUUUUCUUAAUAUUUUUUUUUCUA
Molecule: messenger RNA, 1119 nt
Organism: Ricinus communis (castor bean)
Lineage: Eukaryota; Viridiplantae; Streptophyta; Magnoliopsida; Malpighiales; Euphorbiaceae
Product: beta-1,3-galactosyltransferase 6
Exons: 1
Coding region: 81-1025 (314 amino acids)
Cellular component (GO): Golgi membrane
Molecular function (GO): hexosyltransferase activity
Source: RefSeq, a predicted model, not a curated record